UAUUGUCGCUCGUUGAUGACGCAUAUUAGCCUUUCCCUGUAUGGCUUUAUGUUUGGAGUCUCAGAAUCAGAAUCAGCUUUAUUUGAGUGGUUGUUUCAAGGAGCAGAGAUCAAGUUUUCUCCUAAACUCAGCAGUGAGAGCGUCGCUGUUCCUCUUGAGGUCCAGGUACCGAUACCCUGGAUGGGCCGGACCCAGGAUCUGGUACCCUUCAUUCCAGGGUGGAGACAGGCAGACUGCCCGAGCAACCAGUCCAGACUAGGGCCGUGCACUGCCCGAACCAGAACAACCCCGGCCCCGACCGCGACAUCAUUAAGGAUGCACACGUCAGUGCGUGAAAUCCAUUUCUCACCUCCGUCAGACUUGUCCUACGUUUUGCGAGUGGACUGGGAGGGGAGGAACUUAGGCUUAGGCUUCCAGUUACUGCUGACUGAUGGGCAGAAGGCAUGGAGAGGAAAGGUGAGUGAGGUGGUGUUGAAUGAUGAAGCAGAAGAGUUGGAGAUGCCUAAGGAGAAGUACAUCCAGGACCUUCAGCAGGCUCUAACAGAGCCCGAAAACUCUGCCUCCUACUGUUUCACCGUGAAGCCAGAUCCAACCAGCAGCUGCAGCGUGACACUGACAUAUGAAAAGAGGCAGAAGGACAUCUCAUUCAAACUAGGCUGUGUCUUGCUGGAUGCUGUCAAAGAGCCAGCUGAGGCUGUGAGGGAGAUGCUGAUCCACACUCUACAACAAGGAAGCACCCUGCAGCAGCACAACCACAAACUGAGGGAUGAGAACCAGAGGCUGAUAGGAGAACACCAGCGCAUCACUGAAGAGCUAAAGCGUUACGCUGCAGGUAAAGAGGCCCUGGAGGCAGAGUUGUACUCUCGGUUUGUCCUGGUCCUCAAUGAGAAGAAAACAAAGAUUCGCAGCUUGCAGGAAGCCGUCACAAACCUGCAGGAAACAAGGAAUUCUGAUGGACAGAAGAACAGGGAUUCUUCGAAGUCGGAACAGACAGCAGGACACAACAGUGAGGACGAUGAAUACGGAGGCAGCACUGACGAAGAGCUGAAGGAAGAGGAGUCAACAGCACCUUCUCAUGUAGAAUCCAGAGAAUCUGCUACUCCGAGUCCUUUGAAUCUCCGUGACAUCACCGAUGUUGCUCCUUGUCGCAAGCGUCGUUUUCGCCAUCUUGGGGCCCCACAGCUCACAGUGAAAAAACUGAACCCAGAAGUGGCACAGAAGCAAAGGACCGAUUCCUCUGCAGCAUCCAGUCAGCUGCAGACUCCCCAGCGCUCUGCUGAGGCUACAAAACUAACUUCAGCUGAUGAAGACCUGUUUGAGGAUUUCUGACUUCCAGACGGACUCGGUUCCACAACUGCUGCAGUUUUCAUCUAAAAAAUAUAUUUUUAUUUUUUAUUUUUAUCAGAGUUAAUAAAUAAUGGGUUGAUACUAAAUGUGUUGAUAAUGAACUGACAUUUUUUAGUACUUAAGGGUAGUGAUGAUCAAGUCCCUUCAUAAAAUAUACAUAAUAUGGCUAAAUUUACUGUAAAUUGGAAUUUGAUUUGAAUGAGUGUUAAUAAAAAAAAAAAAGAAGAAUUCAAUGUAAAUGUAAUGUAAGAUCUGCUGUGCUUUUACCACUGUGAGUCUAGUCUAAACUGAUUCUUGCCACAGCUGUACUGAUGAGCAGUUUGUGUAUGAACAUUAAUGUCUUAGUCUUUCUGGGGCUUUCCUGACCCUCCCUUUUUGUAGGAGCGUUUCAUGCUAUUAAAUAAAAAUAAAUAAAUAAUAAAAAACGA
This is a messenger RNA of Girardinichthys multiradiatus, 1775 nucleotides long. RefSeq names its product X-ray repair complementing defective repair in Chinese hamster cells 4 (gene xrcc4). Bases 16 to 1329 code for a protein of 437 amino acids. The record is from RefSeq and is a predicted model, not a curated record. Gene Ontology annotation, cellular component: DNA ligase IV complex; DNA-dependent protein kinase-DNA ligase 4 complex; nucleus. Gene Ontology annotation, molecular function: DNA binding. The transcript has 9 exons. Lineage: Eukaryota; Metazoa; Chordata; Actinopteri; Cyprinodontiformes; Goodeidae. Gene Ontology annotation, biological process: double-strand break repair via nonhomologous end joining; immunoglobulin V(D)J recombination; positive regulation of ligase activity.